GACCGGGGUAGCGGAGUUGCUGAUUGAACAUGGCGCUGAUGUGGAGGCGAAGCACAGCGAUGGCGGGACCGCACUCCAUGUGGCCAGCUUGAACGAGAACACCGGGGUAGCGGAGCUGCUGAUUAAACAUGGCGCUGAUGUGAAGGCGAGGGACAAGAAUGGCUGCACCGCACUCCAUGUAUAUGGGGCCAGUUUGAACGAGAACACUGGGUUAGUGAAGCUGCUGAUUGAACAUGGCGCUGAUGUGGAGGCGAGGGACAACUAUGGCCGGACCGCUCUCCAUAUGGCCAGCUGUGAAGGGAACACUGGGGUAGCGGAGUUGCUGAUUGAACAUGGCGCUGAUGUGGAGGCGAAGCGCAGCAAUGGCUGCACCGCACUCCAUCUGGCCAGCUUUACCGGGAAGACCGGGGUAGCGGAGUUGCUGAUUGAACAUGGCGCUGAUGUGGAGGCGAAGCACAGCGAUGGCGGGACCGCACUCCAUGUGGCCAGCUUGAACGAGAACACCGGGGUAGCGGAGCUGCUGAUUAAACAUGGCGCUGAUGUGAAGACGAGGGACAACUAUGGCCGGACCGCUCUCCAUAUGGCCAGCUGUGAAGGGAACACUGGGGUAGCGGAGUUGCUGAUUGAACAUGGCGCUGAUGUGGAGGCGAAGCACAGCGAUGGCCAGACCGCACUCUAUGUGGCCAGCGAGCACGGAAACAUGGGGGUAGUGGAGCUGCUAAUUAAGCAUGGCGCUGAUGUGAAAACGAGGGACAACCUUGGGAGGAAGCCACUGGACUACGUACAUGACCAAAAUAGACGGCGUUCCUUAAAGAAUCUGGCUACUGAUGUUUCCUACCACAAACUGAUGAAACAGUCCGGUGGGGAGAAACUCGACAGUUUUAAACUGUGCCUCUGUGGACCACAGGAAGCUGGAAAAUCUACUCUAAUGGAAAGUCUGCAAACGGGGUUUUUCUUCGCUUUGGUCCGGGAUCGAAGGACUCCAGACAAUCAGCCACACGAGCCCACCCCAGGUGUGAAUGUGGGAACAACCAACAUCCCCGGUGUAGGGCAGGUCAGUGUGUGGGACUUCGCUGGACAGUCAGAGUACGCGGUAACCCACAGCAUGUUCAUGGAUGCAGAGAACACCAUCUUCAUUGUGCUGUACAACAUCAUGGACGAGACAAGCAAACAGAAGAGAGAGGUCCACUGGUGGCUGUGUUUCAUCAAGUCCUGCAACACUAAGAGAAAGCCUCACGUGAUCCUAGUAGCCAGUCGCGCAGACCAGACUGACAAAGGACAUCAACAAGCAUCUGCCAUCCUUGAACUGAUGACGUCAGAGUUCAAGGAUCACAUGAACAUCUCAGACGAAGUGUUCCUACUUGACUGCAGAAAGACUCGUCAAACUGACAUGAGGCGUCUUAAAGACCUGCUGACAAGACUGAAGACACAGCUUCUAGCACAUCAGCGAGCCAUACCCAAGCUGUGUGCUGAGAUCAUGAAGUGCCUGCCAAAAUGGGCCAAGGAGAAGUGCAGCCCGAAGUGUCCUGUCUUGAAAUGGCCAGAAUAUAAGGAGGCGGCGAAGGAGAUCGAUCGCUUGAUCGAUGAGGAUUUUCUGAAGACGUAUUCACAGUACUUGGAUCACCUGGGUGAGAUAUUGUUUGUCUCGCCGCCAAAUGCUGACCCCAUCAUUGUACUGAAGCCCAACUGGCUCUGCACGGAUGUCUUCGGCAAAGUCAUGGCACCAGAAAACUUUCCCAUCCAACGUCUAACAACCAUCUACGACGUCGUGACGAAAGAGGAAAUCCAGAGAGUGUUCCAAGAUGUCGCCAACGUCGAUCUGCUAAUCACCCUGCUGCAAGAGUUCCAGCUCUGCCACACUUAUGACGGACAAGAGUUCAUCAUCCCCGGGCUGCUGACACAGACCAUGCCUCCAGAGAAGUGGCAGCCGACCGCAAACCCCGCCAAGACCGUGUACUUCGGCAAGCAAGUCCAGUGUGCCGACACGACCGACAUGUUCUCCUCCGCGUUCUUCCCCCGUGUGCAGACCCGCCUGAUGAGGGAACUGAAGAAUCGCCCGCUACUGUGGAGAGACGGAGCCAAAUGCUUCGACACCAACGUGGAAAGCCUCAUCAAGCUCUCCCCAGGAGGCCGUGCCGUCAACAUGUGCGUACGAAGCGAGCAGGACGACAAGCCGAGCUGCCGGCAGAUGCUCGAGAAGAUUGAGAGCAUCCUGACCAACGUGCUCGACGAAUGCAGCCCAGGCACCAAUACCGAGGAGAGGGUGCUCAGCGCUCGUGCACUGAGGGAACACAGAGAGGAAACCUAUUCAUACAGCAUGGAUCAGAUCAACAAGGCCAAAGCAGAGGACGGCAUCGUCCAUCACGACAUCCUCGGCUUCUCAGAAAACAUCGAUGACCUCCUGUAUGGCGGAAGAGACGACGAUGAAGAGCAGCAAGGAGCUGUCGGAAAUUCGGUCCAACAGACGUUCGAAUUCGUGUCCGGGACUGGUAACGUUGUCAUCAGAGCAGGUGAUCACGCUCACUUCGACAUGGCAAGAAUCAUGCAAGGUAACCUGGGGCAGCUACAGCUGGAGGAGACUGUCCCUGGCGACAUGGGACAGCUACAGUUGGGGGAGACUGUCCCUGGCGACCCGGGACAGCUACAGUUGGGGGAGAAUGUCCCUGGUGACAUGGGACAGCUACAGUUGGGGGAGACUGUUCCUGGCGACCCGGGACAGCUACAGUUGGGGGAGAAUGUCCCCGGUGACAUGGGACAGCUACAGUUGGGGGAGGAGACUGUCCCUGGCGACAUGGGACAGCUACAGUUGAGGGAGAAUGUCCCUGGCGACAUGGGACAGCUACAGUUGGGGGAGAAUGUCCCUGGCGACCCGGGACAGCUACAGUUGGAGGAGACUGUCCCUGGCGACCUGGGACAGCUACAGUUGGAGGAGACUGUCCCUGGCGACCCGGGACAGCUACAGUUGGAGGAGACUGUCCCUGGCGACCUGGGACAGCUACAGUUGGAAGAAAACGCUCCUAGUGACCUGGAACAGCUACAGUAGACAGAACAUUGUACAGCUUGAGUAGGAAGUGCCUUCUAACAGCUAUAUUUCAAAGACAAUCUGUCUGAUGUUGACAUUAAAAUUCUUUUCCCUGGAAUGAGACAUACGUGUUCCCAUCGCCCGACAUGUAUGGGAUUCGCAACACCAUCCGAUUGAAAUGUCUCAUUGCCAAAUU
Messenger RNA from Branchiostoma belcheri (Belcher's lancelet), 3218 nucleotides. Its product is annotated as death-associated protein kinase 1-like. Gene Ontology annotation, molecular function: protein binding. Bases 284 to 3043 code for a protein of 919 amino acids. The transcript is spliced from 15 exons. NCBI's taxonomy places the organism in Eukaryota, Metazoa, Chordata, Leptocardii, Amphioxiformes, Branchiostomatidae. The record is from RefSeq and is a predicted model, not a curated record.